CACGUGGGUCCCCGCGGUUCCGGCGCGCUAGAGGACCCCGGUGGUGAACGCGGCUCCAGCACCAUGUCUGGUUUGUCUGGCCCCCUAACCUGCCCUGGCCCUCGCUCGUGGGCCUUGCUCUUUCUGUUCCUGCUUGGCCCCAGCUCGGUCCUCGCCAUCUCCUUCCACCUGCCCGUUAACUCCCGCAAGUGUCUCCGCGAGGAGAUCCACAAGGACUUGCUAGUGACGGGCGCCUACGAGAUCACCGACCAGUCUGGGGGCGCGGGCGGCUUGCGCACCCACCUCAAGAUCACCGAUUCUGCUGGCCAUAUUCUAUACUCCAAGGAGGAUGCAUCCAAGGGGAAGUUCGCCUUUACCACUGAAGAUUAUGACAUGUUUGAAGUGUGUUUUGAGAGCAAGGGAACAGGGCGGAUACCUGACCAGCUCGUGAUUCUAGACAUGAAACAUGGAGUGGAGGCGAAAAAUUAUGAAGAGAUUGCAAAAGUAGAAAAACUCAAACCCUUGGAGGUAGAGUUACGACGCCUAGAAGACCUUUCUGAAUCAAUCGUUAAUGAUUUUGCCUACAUGAAGAAACGGGAAGAGGAGAUGAGAGAUACCAAUGAGUCAACAAAUACCCGGGUCCUGUACUUCAGCAUCUUUUCAAUGUUCUGCCUCAUUGGACUAGCUACCUGGCAGGUGUUCUACCUACGUCGCUUCUUCAAAGCCAAGAAGUUGAUUGAGUAAUGAAGCUGUCUUCUGCCCCAGUGUAACUUAGCCAGUAGAACACCACUGGGACACCUGGCUUCACCCAAGACCAUCCUACCAACAGUACCAUCAAGGCACAGUGGGGAUUUCUUGCCAGAACUGAUUUCUUUUGGUGUGGGAGAACAUGGGGCACAAACUUCACAAGUCAACGAGGACUUACUUCUUUUUAAGUUGGUAGGCUUUGGACUGGUUUUGCAACAAGAUUAUUACUAAAGUCACCUAUGGGGGCAAAAAAAAUAGGGGUUACCUAGAUAAUGCCAAAGCUAGCAUUUGUCCUGGGUUUCCUCGUGUGAGCUGUUUGAGCUGUUUGCUUAUUUCUCCCAUUUGCUCAUCACCUUUGUCUUUCGCUCUAGUUCUUUUACCAAGAUUUAUGCGACCAUGUUGAACUUGUUUCAGACCUGUUUCUUCUUUGGGUUUCCUUGUGAAAAUACCCUGAACUUUCUUGGCCCUUAGCUGAAAUGUUUACAUAGCUUCUGGUGAUAUCCUUUCAGAAUUUUAUGUCUCUUCAAAGGGUCAUGGAUGGGACACCUCAUACAAAAACAGUGAGCUUUGAACUGUAGAUAAACUCUUAAAGAAAAAAAAUCUUUUUAGACAAUUAAAAUAUUUGUGUUCUCAACUGCUUAGAACUCUUUGUGUAUGUGUGUUUCAUGUGUAGAUUCAUGUGAUCAUUGCAAGAUACAGUAUAGUUCCAUCACGUGGAUUCUUUAUACUGACUUUUUUUUUUUAAUAGCCACAACCUCAGCCUCUGAUUACUACUGGUCUGUUCACCAUUUCUAGAUCUUUAUUAUUUCAAAAAUGUUAUAUAAAGUGGAAUCUUUUGAGAUUGGCUUUUUCUGUUCAGCACAGUUCCCCUGAAAUCCCCAUCCAAGUUGUUGCAUGCAUUAAUAGUUUGAUCUUUUUUAUUGCUAAUACUACUCCAUGGUUAUGUAUGGUACUGCCUUGUGUUUAGUCAUUCACCCGCAAAGGACACAUGAGUUGGUUUGGGAUUUUGGUCCUUAACUAGUAAAGUGUCUCUGAACAUUCUUAAUAUAGGUUCUUAUGUGAACGUAAAUUUUCAUUACUCUGGGAUAAAUGCCCAAGAGGACAAUUGUGUUGUGUGAUAAGCACAUUUAGUUUUUAAAGACACUUCCCUACUCUUUUUGUCUGGAGUGGUUAUACCAUGUUACCUUUCUGCCAGCAGUGUGUCCUGAUCCAGCUUUUCCGUAUCUUCAUUAACGGUUCGCUUACGCUGUUUAACUUAGCCAAUUGAAUAGUGCCUGUAACGUCUCAUUAUGAUUUGAUUUGCAUUUUCCUAGUGGUAGAAUGGUGUUGACCAUCUUUGCAUGUGUUUGUCAUUUGCCACUUGUAUGUCUUCUUCAGUAAAAUGUCUAUUAAUGUCUUUUAUCCAUUUUCUACUUGGAUCAUUUGUUCUCGUCACUUUUCUUUGGGGGGGGGUUCCUUAAAUAUCCUAGAUGGAGGUCCUCUAUCAGAUGUGAGGUAGCUUCUAAGAAGGAAGAAAAGUAAAAUUUACCAACACUUCAUGCAUGGCCACUCACUGACCUAAUUCCUGCCCCUAUGUGUUAUCUCUAGAAUAUUGAACAUAGGAGAUUUAAAAUAAACAUAAGAAAGUCACAGAUUGAGUAAAUACUUGAAAAUCCAUGUUAUGAAAGCAAAGCCAAGGAUCAUUUGUGGCCAAUACUAAUGUACAAAAGAGAAAAUGUGCCAGGCAUGGUGGCGCACUCCUUUAAUCCCAGCACUCAGGAGGCAGAGGCAGGCAGAUCUUUGUGAGUUCCAGGACAGCUGGGGCUACAAGGAGAC
This is a messenger RNA of Nannospalax galili (Upper Galilee mountains blind mole rat), 2541 nucleotides long. It is a transcript of the gene Tmed10, whose product is annotated as transmembrane p24 trafficking protein 10. The coding region runs from base 64 to 723 and encodes 219 amino acids. The transcript is spliced from 5 exons. Gene Ontology annotation, biological process: intracellular protein transport; Golgi organization; endoplasmic reticulum to Golgi vesicle-mediated transport. The record is from RefSeq and is a predicted model, not a curated record. NCBI's taxonomy places the organism in Eukaryota, Metazoa, Chordata, Mammalia, Rodentia, Spalacidae. Gene Ontology annotation, cellular component: COPI-coated vesicle; endoplasmic reticulum-Golgi intermediate compartment; endoplasmic reticulum.